AGCACUUCCGGGUCGGGCCAUAACCUGGAGCCGGCGGCAUAGGUUGGCUCUCUAGGGCUUCACCCUUAAGGUCCGCCUUCGCUCCCAGUCUUUCUGGAAACACCGCUUUGAUCUCGGGACAGCGUUGCAGACGCUAGUGUGAGCCCAUGGCAGAUACGACCCCAAACGGCCCCCAAGGGGCGGGUGCUGUGCAAUUCAUGAUGACCAAUAAACUGGACACGGCAAUGUGGCUUUCUCGCUUGUUCACAGUUUACUGCUCUGCUUUGUUUGUUCUGCCUCUUCUUGGGUUGCAUGAAGCAGCAAGCUUUUACCAACGUGCUUUGCUGGCAAAUGCUCUUACCAGUGCUCUGAGGCUGCAUCAAAGAUUACCACACUUCCAGUUAAGCAGAGCAUUCCUGGCCCAGGCUUUGUUAGAGGACAGCUGUCACUACCUGUUGUAUUCACUCAUCUUUGUAAACUCCUACCCAGUUACAAUGAGUAUCUUCCCAGUCUUGUUAUUCUCUUUGCUUCAUGCUGCCACAUAUACGAAAAAGGUCCUUGAUGCAAGGGGCUCAAAUAGUUUACCUCUGUUGAGAUCUGUCUUGGACAAAUUAAGUGCUAAUCAACAAAAUAUUCUGAAAUUCAUUGCUUGCAAUGAAAUAUUCCUGAUGCCUGCAACAGUUUUUAUGCUUUUUAGUGGUCAAGGAAGUUUGCUCCAACCUUUUAUAUACUAUAGAUUUCUUACUCUUCGAUAUUCAUCUCGAAGAAAUCCAUAUUGUCGGACCUUAUUUAAUGAACUGAGGAUUGUUGUUGAACACAUAAUAAUGAAACCUGCUUGCCCACUGUUUGUGAGAAGACUUUGUCUCCAGAGCAUUGCCUUUAUAAGCAGAUUGGCACCAACAGUUCCGUAGUUUAACAUCUAGUUAAGCUACAAAUAUAGUAUAAGCAUUAUUAGCAGCUGGUACUUCUGCUAGGGGUUGUAAAUUCCAGGUGUUACACUGACCUCAAUCCAAUUUACAUAAUUUACAUAAAUGCAUCUCAGUGGAAAAAUCAUUUUCUUGGCAUGUUAAAUCAAGCUUAAAAAGUUUUGAGAAAAUUUUACUGCGCUGUGUUGCUAAUGGUUAAAAAGUCUGUAUCUAGUGAUACAUGUACCAAUUUUUUAAAAAAGAUGCUGUCGUGCCUAUAUCAUGAAGUACAUUUAUUUCUCUUGUAAAAAUAGCUCUAAAAUUUGUUUCAACCGAAUUGGUAACCUGAGUUUAUAUCUGGCAUGAGUUUAUUAUGGCGAUAAACAUAUGUGAAUUCAGUACAUUUUGAGACAGUAUUCUACCAUUCAGUAAUUUUGGUUAAUGAUUUUAACACUUCUCAGUGUAUUUAAUUUCAAAUUGUUUUUUAAUUGGUUUUAUGCUGCUUUGUUAGGACAGAUGUGUUUUGAAUGUACCAUUAUAAGAAGAAUUCUGUGUAUCUUAAACUACGACCUUCUAAAAUUUUAUUUCCAUAAGUA
Rhinopithecus roxellana (golden snub-nosed monkey) is the source of this 1480-nucleotide messenger RNA. RefSeq names its product transmembrane protein 33 (gene TMEM33). The transcript is spliced from 8 exons. Bases 147 to 890 code for a protein of 247 amino acids. The record is from RefSeq and is a predicted model, not a curated record. Gene Ontology annotation, biological process: membrane organization; endoplasmic reticulum tubular network organization. Gene Ontology annotation, cellular component: membrane; endoplasmic reticulum. Lineage: Eukaryota; Metazoa; Chordata; Mammalia; Primates; Cercopithecidae.